This is a messenger RNA of Maniola jurtina (meadow brown), 4495 nucleotides long. Its product is annotated as cyclin-A2-like. The coding region runs from base 294 to 1790 and encodes 498 amino acids. Gene Ontology annotation, molecular function: cyclin-dependent protein serine/threonine kinase regulator activity. Gene Ontology annotation, biological process: regulation of cyclin-dependent protein serine/threonine kinase activity; mitotic cell cycle phase transition. The record is from RefSeq and is a predicted model, not a curated record. Gene Ontology annotation, cellular component: cyclin A2-CDK2 complex; nucleus; cytoplasm. Lineage: Eukaryota; Metazoa; Arthropoda; Insecta; Lepidoptera; Nymphalidae. The transcript is spliced from 8 exons.
CCCUAACGCCAACAACGUGCCAUAAAGUUUACAUGAAAUGCAACAGCUGAUUUAGUCUGUGAAAAAUGCCAAAAUGUCCGAUGUCCGUUGAGGUUGCAUAGUUUUUCGAGGGUGUUUCAAUUUAAAACUGCACGUUUUUAUAAACUACUCACAAUUUUUGCAUAAAUAUGCUUCCCUCGUGAUAUAUUGGAAGUUUUAACACAUUCUGCUGACACAUUCUCUGCAUUUCCGCCCGCAUAAUCAUAGCAAAAGUUUUGUGAUUUUGUCGUUACAAAGUUUACGGAAGCGGGACAAUGGCAUCAUUUAGAAUUCACGAGGAUCAAGAAAAUACUGCGUUGGGUUUGAGAAAAGAUGCUGAUGUAUUCUCAGCCGCCACCCAGCGCCGCGCCCUCGGGGACCUCAGCCAGUUCGCCUGCCAUCAGAACCGAAAUAUAAAACAUGCAGGAAUGACGAAUGGGCCUUGCAAAGUUCAAGAUGAGAAUAGAACGGUGCGUCAGAUCAAAAAUGAAAAAAAAAUUGUACCCCUUGUGGCUCAAUUUCGCGCGUUCAGUGUGUACGAAGACAAACCUACAGAAACCGAGGUUAAAAAACGGGAGCCCACAUUUAAGCCUUUUGUAGCCAAGGAGAUCAGAAAGGACAACUUCUUUAGCAAUGCAGCAGAGAAUGUUAAGGCAUUAUGUGCACAGAUGGAAAAGAAAAAAGAACCAGAAGCUGUUCCAGUUAGACUUCCAUUGCAAGAAAAGAGAGAUAUUGAAAAAGAAAAUGUUGUGGAGUCGCCAAUGUCUGUUGUUGACUCGAGCAUCCUGUCCAUGUCAAUCUCAAAAAAUGAGAGCCAAAUCCGAGAAGAUGAUGAAGACACUACUACAGCGCAGACUGAUCGAGAGAUGUUCUUCCAUGUUAUAGAGUACAGAGAGGAUAUUUACGACCAUAUGAGGAAUAUUGAGGUAAAGAACAGAGCCAAUCCCCGCUACAUGCGCAAGCAGCCAUAUAUCACACACGUCACGAGGUCCAUUCUCGUGGACUGGCUGGUGGAAGUGUGUGACGAGUACGGGCAACAGAGCGAGACCCUGCACCUCGCCGUGUCGUACGUGGACCGCUUCCUGUCUUACAUGCGUGUAGUACGCACCAAACUGCAACUUGUGGGCACCGCAGCUACUUACAUUGCCUCGAAAUACGAAGAAGUAUAUCCACCAGAAGUGUCAGAGCUUGUGUACAUCACCGACGACACGUAUACCAAAAAAGAAGUGUUGCGCAUGGAGCGCCUGAUCCUCAAGGUGCUGUCGUACGAUCUCACCACGCCCACCGCUCUUGCCUUCCUGUCGCUCUUCUGCAUCACCAACAAAUACCCCAAGAAGAUCUUUUUCCUAGCUGCUUACAUAGCGGAGCUAUCGCUGCUAGAGGCGAAGCCGUACCUGCAGUUCAAGCCGUCGGUGAUCGCGGCGGCCGCGCUGGCCACGGCGCGGCACUGCCUGCUGUGCCGCCGACACGGCUGCCACGAGCGCGAGCAGGGCGACGACUCCGUGCACGAGGAAUGCGCUGCCGUCGCGUGGCCGGGCGAGCUCGUCGAAUUAGCGGGCUACUCGCUGCCCGAGCUCGGCGUGUGCGCGCGCGAGCUGAGUCGCACCCACGCGCACGCGCCUCUGCAGCCCUACCAAGCCAUCCCCGACAAGUACAAGAGCAACAAAUACGACGGAGUUUCGACAAUCGAAGCCAAGCCAAUGUUCCCCGUGGCGAAGUACCAGGCGCCCGCCGCCGCGCGCGCGCCGCUGCCCGAGCCCAAGGCGGGCUAACGUGACCACAAUACCAUCCUAGCCUAUAGCAUGCACAAUAUAGGGUGCGCCCGCACUGCAGAUAUUUACUGCGCGAUUUUUUCCCUCACAAUUGAGGAGUUGGUAAACAGAACCGGACUAGUCCACAAAAUUAAAUUUUAUUGGAUAGGGAAAUCAGACUACAAUUGCAUUUUUAAGAUCUUUAGUAUUGGAAUAAUCCGGUUUUGUUUGAAAACACACUUUUUGAGGCUAUAAAUAAUAACAGUGAUUGACGUAACGUUAGCGUUUGAGUUAAAAAGGACUAGUGCGGUUCUGUUCGCCAUCUCAUCAUCAUUCUGUGACACACACAUUGAGAAUAAAACUGACCCUAUCCAAAACCUAGAUUUUUUCAAUAUGACCAUUUAAAGAUUUACGUUUAGCAAUUGAGUAUACUUGUAAUGUGGCACUAGUGUCAUCUUAGGUCAUAAAAUUUAUCAAAACAAGUAUUUUUAACAUGUAUGAGUAUGUUUUUUCUUGCAAAAUUACAGCUAUUAUUACAGUUGUAACUUAAAACUGUCAAUUUUUGGAUAGUGCCAAUUUUAUUUUUUAUGUGCGAAUGAAAAUUGUGUGAAGCCGUACACACACUGAAAAAAUACACAAUCGCUUUUAUAUUCAUUCCAUAUAUCACAAAAUUGUGCGGGGAAAACUGCGGUGUAAUUUCACAGUGCGUGAUGACUCUUAAGCGCAAGUAAAAAUUAAAAACUCUCAGGCUGAGAUCUAUAGUGUUUGGUACGCGACAGGUCGAGAUGGCAAUCGAGGUAAGAGGCGGGGGGACGCCCCGAAUCCAUAUCCAGCUCGAUCUGUCGCGUACUUUGGAUUAGAAGAAUAUGAAGACGCAAAUUUUUUUGAGUAGGUUCACUAACGUUUGAGUAAGAUGGACUUAUAAUAAAAACAAGAGCUUUAGUCCAUUUUAUUUCCUAAUAUUACAUGGAUCUUAAAUCAACCAGUUUUACAGCUCUGGGUUCCGAGAGUUUGAAGAAAAAUUUAGUCUCACAGACUUAUCAAAAAGCUAUUAAUAAAACAUAUCUGAUCCAAAGAGGCCUAUUUUCAAAACCUGUCAUACCUAAAACUCUUGACGUGACCACGUCUGUUCGCAGUGGUCCCACCCAUGUCUACUUUAGUCUGUAUGCCUACAUGAUAUUUAUUUCAAUUAUGUUUCGUAAAUCUAACUUAUAAGAAGGAAAUAUUUUUACUUUAUUCACAGACUUAUCAAAAAGCUAUUAAUAAAACAUAUCUGAUCCAAAGAGGCCUAUUUUCAAAACCUGUCAUACCUAAAACUCUUGACGUGACCACGUCUGUUCGCAGUGGUCCCACCCAUGUCUACUUUAGUCUGUAUGCCUACAUGAUAUUUAUUUCAAUUAUGUUUCGUAAAUCUAACUUAUAAGAAGGAAAUCUUUUUACUUUAUUCACAGACUUAUCAAAAAGCUAUUAAUAAAACAUAUCUGAUCCAAAGAGGCCUAUUUUCAAAACCUGUCAUACCUAAAACUCUUGACGUGACCACGUCUGUUCGCAGUGGUCCCACCCAUGUCUACUUUAGUCUGUAUGCCUACAUGAUAUUUAUUUCAAUUAUGUUUCGUAAAUCUAACUUAUAAGAAGGAAAUCUUUUUACUUUAUUCACAGACUUAUCAAAAAGCUAUUAAUAAAACAUAUCUGAUCCAAAGAGGCCUAUUUUCAAAACCUGUCAUACCUAAAACUCUUGACGUGACCACGUCUGUUCGCAGUGGUCCCACCCAUGUCUACUUUAGUCUGUAUGCCUACAUGAUAUUUAUUUCAAUUAUGUUUCGUAAAUCUAACUUAUAAGAAGGAAAUCUUUUUACUUUACUAAUAAUUAUUUUCUUCACAAAGUUUGAAGAAAAUAGUACAGGUAUUUAAUCUAGUUUACAGUGUUCAAUGUUGGCAUUUACUAAAGUUAAGACUCUUAAAAAUUUUAGAUGUAACAAUUUUAAAUGGAAAUAUGCGCGUUUUUUUACCGCGCUGAUUAAAAUUUUUGUAAUUUUAGUUGACUGUCUACAGAUCGCUAUGCCUUUGUAAGCAUAUUUUAUUAUUGUGCCCCUCCAUUUUUAUCAAUUGAUGUAAACAUCAAAAAAGAUGAUUUGGGCUGGUCGUACGAAACGUCGCAUUGUCAUCUCAAAAAAAAAUCAGGUAGGUAGUCAAAAAAAUUUUUUUUGCGGCAAUUUUGAGUUCAGUUUGUCGAUGACUCGUGAUAGAUAGAUCACACAGGUUCUUUGUGACUUUGCGAACUGCUAAGACUUAUUCGCUAUUAGAUAGUUUAAAAAAAAUAUUGUUGUAUUGUGAUUAACUUGUGGACCAAUUUAAUAUAACUAGGUAAUUGUCAUAUUAAUUACAUGACAGUAGUUUUAAAAAUAAUUGUCUACUUUUAGCAUAUACAGUAGUAAUAAACAGAUAAUUGAUAAACGAUACUGCAUUUAGCAUAAAAAAGUUGAGCUAUUUUAGUUUUUGUAGGAUUUCGGAUUUUAAACGAAGCGAGGUAAUGUUUAUUUUGAAAUACCACUUCUUAGCGCCUAUUUUCAUGUUUGUUAGUAAAUUAUUAUUAUUAUUUUGAGAUAUAAGGUAUGUUUUUAAUAUUGAUAAGUAAUUUUUAAUUUAAUUUAAUAUAAAAUCCAUAUUUUGCUCCACUUUUGCGAUUGGAGCUAGGGACCUAUAAUAAUAUAUAGAUUUAAAAAUAA